GGACGCACCCAUUGACACCGUAGUCUGUGCCCAAAGAGUAGAUAUCACAUUAACAAGCAUGAAUCUGUACGAUAUAGACUGACAGCCCAAGCCGCUUUAGUGAAGCUGAAGUUCCCUCGAAUCAGGUUCACCGGGCGGAGAGACUAAAGUUACUAAUGUUAUCGCUCCAUAUCUCCAUAUCUCCAUAUCUCACCAGCCAUCGUUUAAUCUUCAAGUUCCAGAUAAUCAGGAUUAUGUCCUUUUUAGUGUGCUUGGUUUUAUUUAUCGGCACCUGGGCAAACUCUAAUAAUGGGUACACCUCCCAAACUGGGAGGCAACGCCUGACCUCGAGGCAGUCAGUAAAACGCUUUACAGUGACGGACGGAGGCCCCGGAUCCGUACAUAGCUUUUUGUCUCGGAGACGGAGUGAUGUUGCCUCACGACGUGCUGCAACAAUUUGUUUCGUUACGUGGAAUUCGUUACCUUUGCUUUCUUCUCAAGUUGCUGCGCACGCGGGCUCCGACAGAUUCAUAGUGGUUCGUUGCGGUUGAAUAAGACUGUUUCUAGGCUGCUAUUCUGGUGAUCCUCCGUCGCCUGAUGUCCUGUUCUUCGGGAGGUGCGGGUAGAAUUCAUCUUGUUCGGCGAAAUGCGAAGUCUUGUGGUUAGUGUCCUCUGUGUGGCGUUAUACUACUGUCCCAAUAUUAUCUGCCGCGGCCGUUACUCCCCCUUCACUGU
Molecule: messenger RNA, 714 nt
Organism: Guyanagaster necrorhizus
Lineage: Eukaryota; Fungi; Basidiomycota; Agaricomycetes; Agaricales; Physalacriaceae
Exons: 1
Coding region: 156-530 (124 amino acids)
Source: RefSeq, a predicted model, not a curated record